Purpureocillium takamizusanense is the source of this 1410-nucleotide messenger RNA. RefSeq lists its product as uncharacterized. The transcript is spliced from 2 exons. Gene Ontology annotation, molecular function: magnesium ion binding; holo-[acyl-carrier-protein] synthase activity. The record is from RefSeq and is a predicted model, not a curated record. Bases 1 to 1410 code for a protein of 469 amino acids. Gene Ontology annotation, cellular component: cytosol. Lineage: Eukaryota; Fungi; Ascomycota; Sordariomycetes; Hypocreales; Ophiocordycipitaceae.
AUGCUCCACGGUUCAUCAUCCAUAGUUCGUUCUGCACACAGCAUCCCCAUCCAUCCAUCUAUCCGCAACCCCCCUCUCCCCCAAGCCAUCACUAUGGGCGGCCAAACGCCUCAACAGCAGCCAGGCGCCUCCGCGACGACGACGACCACAGCCCUCAUCAAAUGGGUCCUCGACACGCGGCCUCUCUGGCCCGCAGCCAAGCAGACCAAAGACCUCUCCUCCGUGGCCGCCCGCGCACUCGACCUCCUCACGCCAGAGGAGCGCUCCAACGUCCUGCGCUACUACCACGUCAAGGACGCGAAGCUCGCCCUCGGCUCCGCCCUGCUCAAGCGCCUCGCCAUCGUGCGCUGCGCACGCGUCCCCUGGCGCGACGCCGUGCCCACGCGGGACGCCGUGCCCACGCGGGACGCCCGCACGCACAAGCCCGUCUUCCGUGUCCCUGUCCCUGCUCCUCCUCGCCAUGCCGACAGCUACGGAACGACGUCCGCGGCAUCUGCAUCGGCAGGUAUGGCGUCGUCAGAAACGGCCGCAGCGGCCGUCAGCGGUGAUGAUGAUGCAGAGCGCCAGUCGGCAGACGGCGACGACGACUACACGGAGCCCCUCCUCUUCAACGUCUCCCACCAAGCCGGCCUCGUCGUCCUCCUCGCCCUCGCCGCGCCCCCGUCCCGCGCCGCCACCGCCGUAGGCGUCGACAUCGUCUGCCCCUCGGAGCGGCGCGCGCGCGACCGCGAGAUGGUGUCGCGCGAGGGCUGGCCGCGCUACGUCGCCAUGCACGAGGACGUCUUCUCGCCCGGCGAAGCCGCCCGCCUUCGCGCCCUAGAAGAAGAAGAAGAAGACUGCGCGCCGCCGUCAAGCGCUGGAGGCGGCGGCAGGCAGCAGCAGGAGGAGGACAGGACGGACGUGAUGCUCGCGCAUUUUUACGCCCUGUGGUGUCUCCGCGAGGGGUAUGUCAAGAUGACGGGCGAUGCGCUGCUGGCGCCAUGGCUGCGCGACCUUGAUAUGCGCAACGUCGCCCCGCCUCCGAAGCCGCCGCUUGCGUCCGUUCCCCAUGGUGGUGGUGGUGGUGGUGACGAUGCAACAGCAGCAGCAGCAGCAAAAACAACGGAAGCGGCACGGGGCGCAGGAUUGGGACUCGAAAUCUAUCUGCACGGAGAGCGCGUGCGCGACGCCGACGUGCGCCUCGAGUGGCUCCUCGGCGACGAGUACAUGGUCUGCACGGCUGUCCGGUGGGGUCAUCAUCAUCAUUAUCAUCAUCAGCAGCAGCAGCAGCAGCAGCAGCAGCGUGAUUGCGCCAGCGGCGGCGAGCAAGGUGAAGAAGACGCAACAGCGGACACGUUGGCGAGCCCGUUUGUGCAGCUCGACCUGGAGCAGGUGCUCGUCGAGGCAGAAGCGGCGGACAGGCAGACAUAG